AUGAAGCACAUCUACCUCACCCUCCUAACACUAACAUGCACCCUCCUAACCCCCUCCAAAUCCCAACCCCAAUUCCAACCCUGCACCAAAAACGAAGACUGUAACCUAAACGGCCUCUGCACCUCCAACUCCUGCACCUGCGACCCCGGCUGGACAGGCCCAACCUGCGGCCACCUACACCUAUCCCCCAGCACCCCCAACACCGGCUACAACCGGACCUCCGAGGGCAUCUCAUCCUGGUGCAACAGCAUAAUCCGAGACCCGCACAACACCACCCUCCACCACCUCUUCGUCUCCGAGUUCACGCACAACUGCGGCCUGGACUACUGGUCGCCAUACAGCCGCAUUAUCCGCGCAGAGUCCAGCACAGGCCCGGAGGGCCCGUAUGCCUUCAAGCAGGUCGUUGCGCCUAGCUUUGCGCAUAACCCCUCUGUGCUGUGGAGUGCGCGCGAGCAGAUGUAUCUGCUUUAUCAUAUUGGGUGUGUGAGGGCCGAGUUGCCGGGGGCUUGUGCGGUGGUGGAGUUCGGGUGUGGGGUGGGCAAUGGGGUGAAUGGGGAGAGCGGGAUUGCGGUUUUGGGGUCGCGGGAUUUGGUGAGUUGGGUGGAUCUUGGGGUGGUUUUUGAGGGGGUGGAUGGGGUGGGGUGGGAUGCUGAUGUUACGAAUCCGGCGCCGGUGCAUGUUGGGGAUGGGGAUGGGGAUGGGGAGGUGCUUCUUGGGUAUCGUGGGUGUCCGUUUGAUUGUAAUGGGACGGAGCGGAUUGGUAUUGCGUCUGCGGGUACGUUUGCGGGUCCGUAUAGGGCUCGUUCGUGGAGGCCUGUUUUCGAGGAGGCGAGUGAGGAUCCUUUUGUUUGGGUUGAUAAACGGGGGAACUUUCAUAUGCUGGUGCAUUCGUUGCUUCCUGAUGCGGGAUUCGGGGAUGGGCCUAAUGUUGGGCGGCAUGCUUACUCGAGGUCUUGGGAUGGGCCUUGGGUGUUUGAUACUGAGACGGUGGCUUUUGAUACGACUGUUCUGUUUACUGAUGGGUCCCAGAUUGAGUAUUAUCGGAGGGAGCGGCCGAGUCUUUUCUUUAGUGAGGAUGGGGAGAUGACUCCUUUGUUUCUUUCUACUGGAGUUCAAGAGGUUAACUCUCCUGCGAGCUACUCUUUGAUUCAGCCGAUUAGUACGGUUUGA
Penicillium verhagenii is the source of this 1170-nucleotide messenger RNA. RefSeq names its product glycoside hydrolase family protein. Lineage: Eukaryota; Fungi; Ascomycota; Eurotiomycetes; Eurotiales; Aspergillaceae. Bases 1 to 1170 code for a protein of 389 amino acids. The transcript has a single exon. The record is from RefSeq and is a predicted model, not a curated record.